Messenger RNA from Eriocheir sinensis (Chinese mitten crab), 2984 nucleotides. It is a transcript of the gene temp, whose product is annotated as protein prenyltransferase alpha subunit repeat-containing protein 1-like. Gene Ontology annotation, biological process: protein prenylation. Gene Ontology annotation, molecular function: protein prenyltransferase activity. The coding region runs from base 198 to 1328 and encodes 376 amino acids. The record is from RefSeq and is a predicted model, not a curated record. Gene Ontology annotation, cellular component: cytoplasm. NCBI's taxonomy places the organism in Eukaryota, Metazoa, Arthropoda, Malacostraca, Decapoda, Varunidae. The transcript has 4 exons.
GUCGCAAUACCGCACACCGCGUACCGCACUGGGAAAGAAAAAAAUGGAACUGCUCUACCGCUACCGCACUACUCUGGAAAAAGUACCACAACUGCACUACUGAUUUUUCAGUACCGUGCCCACCUCUGUGUAAUACAGAUCGUUCCUGCCAGAAGAAGUUUUCGAAGGGAGGCAGCAACAGACCCCAGAGCCCCAAGAUGGAAGAAGCUACCUGUGAGAGGAUCAUCAAGAAGCUGGACUCCCUCAUCAGCCAGGACCCACUGCUGGACGAGUUUGACAUCGUGUUCUCGCCGGGUGAGGUGAACCGAUCACCCGUGGUGAGUGUGGAGCACAAGCUGGGUCUGGAGUCCUGGUGCAUGAAGCACGUGUACGCCCAUGCCCAUGCCCACAUCCUCAAGGCACGGCGCGUCAAGAGGAUACAAGACCCCGGCCCGCUGCUGCGCUGGACACAGUUCUGCCUGCUGGUGGCCCCGGAGGUGGCCACCUUCUGGAACAUCCGCAAGCAGCUGCUGCAGCGUGGCAGCCUCUCGGCAGACACGGACCUGCACCUCACCCGCCUGGUGCUGUCUCGCAAACCCAAGUGCAUGGAGGUAUUCCAGCACCGCAAGUGGCUGUUCCACCACAUCCUGGCCCCCACACCACCACCACCACCGCCACCAUCCUGCGCCACUGACCACCACAACGGCAGCGGCCCGGAGGAGAAGCCAGGCUGCAGGUUCCUGGUGGGGGAGCUGGAAGUGUGCAGCUGGACGGCCGACAAGCACCAGAACAACUACCACGCCUGGAACCACCGCCUGUGGGUGCUGCAGCAGCUGACGGAGCGGCCGCCUGGCCUGGCCGAGGUGUGCCGCAGCGAGUACGAGGCAUGCCACCGCUGGGUGAGGACACAUGUCAGCGAGCACAGUGGCCUUCACUACCUCCAGUACCUGUUGGCCACCAUGGUGACAAUGGCAGCUGAGGGGGCCUUGGCCAGCCUGACGGAGGUGGUGCCGUCAGUCUCCACCCCCCUGGAGCUGUACUCGGCUGAGCUGGAGUUCAACCGUGACCUCAUAGAGCAGUACCCAGGCCACGAGGCGCUGUUCUGCCACCGGCGAGUGCUGCUGCAGCGAGUGCAGGACCUGCUGCUGCACACCGCGCCGCCACAGCGCACUGCCUCCCCGCCGCCGCCGGCCCUCAAAAGGUCCUGCGUGGAAACUGUGAACAGCGACUGGAGUGCCGUGCUGCUGGCUGAGAGGGACCUGGUCAACAGAUCUCUCAAGAGCCAGUCGUAUCAGCGCACCCUUGGGGAGCGCCACAGCCACUGGCUUGGCAACGUGCUGGGCGUCUAGCAGGCCGGGCUAGCACCAAGCUUCAGCCAGUCUUGCAGUACCUCAGGGGCAGUACACUCACUCGCUCCACUUUCAUUGGCCUUACUGUAAUGCUCCACCAGGCAGGACUCCUUGUCAUCCACCCCAAGGCUGGAGGGAACCUGGCACCUCUGGCUGGCACGGCAGGGGGGGACACGCAGCAGGGGGGAAAUGCACGGCAGUACAAAUUCAGCGGGAGACUCAUUAUAUGUGUAAAAUGAUAAAACAUUGCCAGCUUGAUACCUGCUGCCUUCCAUCAGAUGCAGCAGUGUAAGGAUUUAACACACACACACACAGUUGGGGCACAUAACUAUUGCUGAUAAGCAUAACAGAGUUCAAGGCAAGGCAUAUAAAGUUUUCAAAGUUUCAUCCUUUUGUGAGAAGAGUUCAGAAAAUUAAAGGGAACUUACAAGAUUGAAUUACAAGUGGGGACCUCUGGAGGAGUUACUAAAGCUGCCACUUGUCAACUUGUCUCCCAUGUCCUUCCCUCAUUCUUAAGUUACUUUUGUUGUCUUUGAUUAGAAAUUACAUAAACCAUGAAAUCAUGUUAUGUAGAUGGUACUCAGAAGAUCCGUGGAAGUAGAGGUAGAAGGGAGGACACCAACUGGAAAACAAAAGAAGACCUGGAGGCAGUGUGUGGAGAAAGACAUGAGAAGGAUGAACAUCACGAAGGAGAGACUAUGUGAUCAUCAGGGAUCCCCAUAAGGGAAAAUAAGGACGUUCAGUGACAAGAAGAAGAGGGUGAUAUUUUGGGUGACUAAAAUUCAUGUAAAAAGAAACUUGAGUUGAAGUCAAUAAGAAAAGUCACCAAUGCUACUUUGGGUUAAGAAUGAGAGAGAAGACAGGGUGUGGGAAUUACACUAAACUGACCUCAUUAUUAUAACAUUAUUUCAUGGUUUAUGUAUGUAUUUCUUCUAUCAAAGACAACAAAAAUAAUGCCUGUCUGGGGGCAGGACUUGGGAGGUUAGUUGGCUAAUGGUGACUACAGGAGCAAGUCCCCCAGAGGUCCCUGCCAGCACUAAGCCUUGUCUGCUGCUGCCCUCACCUCCACCACAGCUCAGGGGUCACCAGCCACCAGUGUCAUGUUCCUCUCCAGCGUCACUCUCCGGUAGCACGCAGUGCACAGGUAUCCCCCGCUUUAUGAUUGGGUUACCUUCUCGAAAAGUGAUCAUGAACCAAAACUACCGUAUAACGAACUUGAGGUUUAAUCAAUAGAGAUGCAGUCCUGGACUCAUAUUAUGUGACCUAAAACUCAUCAUACUAAAUAAUAACGAUGGUUUAUGGACUAUACAGUAAUGUCAGCAUUACCAAAAUAAAUAAAUACAUUUAAUAGCAUAAAUAGACUGAACCAAUCGUAAAAGCGAGCUAGAUGGAUUGUAAAGAGAACAAAGCUAACCAAUGAUUGACGAUCGUAAGAGCAAAAUAUUGUUACACAAACUAUCAUAAAGUUGGGAAGACCUGUGUGUUCGUCAGUGGGCACACACCCCUCCGGCCAGCAGCACAUGUAUGGAACAAAACCACUGCACUGUUGUCCUGACCGGCCAGCCUUGAAGCAUUUGGAUUUUAGAAAACCAGGACGUAAAUUUGGAGUCUGGAUGGUCUUGGUAAAUUCUUAUUAUAUAUAUAUAUAUAUAUAUA